This is a messenger RNA of Grosmannia clavigera kw1407, 3300 nucleotides long. Its product is annotated as ATP-dependent DNA helicase. Gene Ontology annotation, molecular function: ATP binding; hydrolase activity; DNA binding. Bases 1 to 3300 code for a protein of 1099 amino acids. Gene Ontology annotation, cellular component: nucleus. The record is from RefSeq and is a predicted model, not a curated record. Lineage: Eukaryota; Fungi; Ascomycota; Sordariomycetes; Ophiostomatales; Ophiostomataceae. The transcript has 2 exons. Gene Ontology annotation, biological process: recombinational repair.
AUGGCUGCAGGAACGGCUGUUAUCGACCUCUGCUCCGACUCGGACUCAGACUCAGGCUCGGACGGCUUUCCCAAGUCUCCGGUCUACCAUGGCGUGAAGGCUUUGCCAAAGCCAACGGUAAAAGCACCUCUAAGACGCGAGCAGAAGCCCAGGCCAGAUGUUCGCUCCCGGGCCCCGCCGGCUGCCCCCAAGCCGGCCCGCGUCAACAGCACCUCCAUUCUGGACUCGCUCAAUCCAGCACAGCGCCGUGCCGUCGUCUCGUCGGCCAACACGGUAGCCAUCCUGGCCGGUCCCGGAAGCGGAAAGACGCACACGCUGACAUCGCGCGUGGUCUGGCUUGUCGACGCCCUCGGCUACCGGCCGCAGGACGUCAUCGUGGCCACCUUUACCGUCAAGGCCGCCCGCGAGAUGAAGGAGCGUAUCGGCAAGGUCCUGUGCGACGGCCGCGAGCGCAGAAUCGUCCUCGGCACCUUUCACAGUGUGGCCCGUCGAUACUUGGCUACGUACGGCAAGCGGAUCGGACUCAGCCAGAAGUUCAGCAUCAUCGAUGACGCCGACUCCAAGGCCAUCCUCACCCGCAUCAUCAAGCGUCUGCAGGUCCAGCUGGACGCGGCCGGGGCGCGCUCUUGGAUCAGCAAGAAAAAGUCCAAGGGCAGCUUGACAGAGGAGGAGCCGGCCCCGAAGAAGCCGAGCUUCCCGUCGGCCGUGCCGCGCGUCGAUCCCGUCAAGAACCUGGAAAAGGUCUACGGCGAAUACCAGGCUCACCUGGACCAGCUGAACCUGCUCGACUACGACGACCUGCUCGUCAAGUGCGCCGACCUUUUGCGGCUACACCCCGGCUGCGUGGCCAACGUGCAGGCCGUCCUGAUCGACGAGUACCAGGACACCAACGGGAUCCAGUUCGAGCUCAUGAAGCUGUUCGCCCAGGCACGCAACCGCAUCACCGUCGUGGGCGACCCCGACCAGAGCAUCUACGGUUGGCGGUCGGCCGAGAUCAAGAACCUCUUCCGCUUUCUCCAGGACUACCCGGGCACCGACGAGAUCUCGCUCGAGGAGAACUACCGCUCGUCGCGCUCCAUCCUGGACACGUCCCUGCAGGUCAUCCAGCAAGACCAGAAACGCUACCAGAAAAGCCUGCUGCCGGUCCAUAAGAAGGGCACCCGGCCGGUACUCCGGAGGCUCGAAGACGCCCACAAAGAGGCCAACUGGAUCGUGUCGGAGAUCCGCAGGGCCAUGCUGAUGUGCGGCAAGCUGCUCGACCACAGCGAUGUGGCCGUUCUAGUCCGCUCGGCAGCCCUCUCGCGGCCGAUCGAAGCGGCCCUGAACAAAGAGGGCGUUCCGUACCGCAUGAUAGGAGGGAGGAAAUUCUUUGACCGAGCAGAAAUCAAGCUCCUUCUCGACUACCUACGCGUCAUCUACCAACCCGACAACAACGAGGCCCUCUCACGAGUCAUCAACGUACCGAGACGCGGUGUUGGCGUCAACUCUCUAAAGUCCAUGCUCGAGCAGGCCGAGUGCGAGAAGAUCAGCCUCUGGACGCUGGUGACUGGGUAUCUCCGAGGGGACCGCCAAGUCCAGGUGAACCUGAAGAAUGCGGAGAAGAGGCUCAACGAGGGCCUAUUAGGCCUCGUGAACGGCAUUCGAGCCAACACCGAUACGGGAGAGGAGACUCGAGACGAUCAGCCCCGCAAGAAGACGUUUACGCUCAUCCAAAUCAUCGAGUCUAUUCUCGUCAGGCUGAACUUUAGGGACUACAUCGAAAAGACAUAUGCGCCAGAAGACGAGGCACGAUGGGCGAACGUGGACGAGUUCAAGAACCUUGCGCGCGAGUUCAUGGCCAAGGUCGGGGAGCUGGAGGAGGAGGACCAGCUGCCCGAGGUCGAGGGCGAAGAGCAGGAGAAGGAGACGAGCGUGCUGGGCAAGUUCUUGGCUACCGUCAGUCUCGUGUCGGACGCCGACAAGGCGUCUGAGGAUGACAAGAAGCCAAUGGUGACGAUAUCCACGAUCCACGCGGCAAAAGGUCUGGAAUGGCCUGUAGUGUUCAUUCCGGCUGCAUACGACGGCUCGCUGCCCCAUAGCCGAUCGGAAGACACGGACGAGGAGCGCCGUCUGCUGUUCGUGGCCAUGACUCGAGCCAAGUGCCUGCUGAACAUCAGCUAUUCCGUUCGCAGCAUUCACUGGCGCGAGAACGACGACCAGGGUCGCGAUAACUACGAGCAAGACCUGUCGAUGUUUCUCUGCCCUGUUCCGUCGGCCUGCUUCGCGGAAAAGGGGCCGUCGUAUGACAGAGGCCUCCUGGAGGAAAUCGGUGAGAUUCUCGGCCGUAAGGUACCCUCAGACAGUGACAUCUACAAGACACUGCCAAUAGGAUCGCGGCUGGAGGACGACCAGUAUCCCAUCGACCUCGAUGCCGCGGUCCGGUAUCGCGACGAAGACGAGUAUGGCGGCCGUUCUGGUGGUGGUCCACGAACGAAGCGACGGAAGACGUUCGAAGCAACGGGCGGCAUAUACGCCGGAUCCGGUGCUGGGGCUGUGUCCUGGCAACGGGGCUACUCGACCACGAUGGAGUCCAUGCCUGGAUUUACGACGGCCAGCGCCCAUCAGACAGCACUCUUGGCUGCCGAGGCUGCUGCUGCUGCUGCUGAUGGCGCUCAAGCAAAGGCCAGUGCGAGAGAAAGGCGUGCAGCAGUGCCUGCUAGCCAGCAGACGAUCACCAUGAGUUUUGGUCUCACCAGUGCAGCAGCAUCGGACUGCACCCAGAUGCCCCCGAAGCCAUCUGGGUUUCUGGCCGCCCACCAGCCAAGGGCAGUGGUUGUGCCGGCAGGCAUUCCUCCAGAGCUGACCAACCGCAGGCUCGGAGGGAUCAUGCCGAAGAUCAAGGCCGGCCACCCGUCAGUGACCAAGACCGGCUCGGCCAGCAACUUCUCCGACCAGAGCCGACCAGACAAGCGCUACGCACACUUCUCCAGCUCGCCGACACGGCCUGACAGCACGGUUUUCCUGCACGAACCACAAGCACCGCCGCCACCACAGCCGCGGUUUGUGCCGCAGACAACGCGAUUUCAUAAUCACUACGUCCGACCUGAGCCGAAAGACAGUGGCUACGGUUAUGCUGGGCGCGGAAAGGAAAACCACAACAUAACCAACGAACACGCCGGUGUCGGCACGGCUGCCCCGGCGACAGCCACGAGGCCAGCAGCAAGCCUGCACAACACCAGCUUUGCACAGGCAAAUGCCGGCGUCGCGCCCUUGGACAAGCUGCGACAGCCGUUCAAACCACCGAGUGUCAGGCGGACGUAG